Molecule: messenger RNA, 264 nt
Organism: Stereum hirsutum FP-91666 SS1
Lineage: Eukaryota; Fungi; Basidiomycota; Agaricomycetes; Russulales; Stereaceae
Exons: 2
Biological process (GO): regulation of transcription by RNA polymerase II
Cellular component (GO): nucleus
Molecular function (GO): DNA-binding transcription factor activity, RNA polymerase II-specific; RNA polymerase II cis-regulatory region sequence-specific DNA binding
Source: RefSeq, a predicted model, not a curated record
AUGAAGAGGAGGAUUAAUGAGGCGAAGUUUGUUUGUGAUGUGCCGGGGUGUGGAUCGACGUUUACGAGGCAUUUUAAUCUUAAGGGUCACAAGCGCUCACACAUGGACGAAAAGCCCUUCCAGUGCAAAUGGCCCGGAUGCGGGAAAGGCUUCGCGAGGCAGCACGAUUGUAAGAGGCACGAGCAGCUGCAUUCGAAUCAUAGGCCGUUUACGUGUGAGGGGUGUAAGAAGCCUUUUGCGAGGUUGGAUGCUUUGAAUCGACAU